AUGGAAGCUGCAGAAGGUUCCAAUGAUGUCGUGCACCCAGAAGUCAGAGCACACAUCAACAGUCUCGUUUCUGCUCUUGGUGGAUUCAGUGCUGAAGAUGACGGACGAUACGUGAUGGGAGACUCCGCCCUGGAGGUUCUCCGCGACAUCAAGAAAUGGAUCCGAUUCUACGACGAGAAAACAAACCGCAUGGAUGUUGCGCGAUGCUUGGCCGAGGCGAACCUGAUAGAGGGCGAUUUGCUGCAUAUACUUGCCUCUUGGCCCGAGGCGGCUACCGAUAACAAGUUCAAGGCAAGAGCUGCGCUGGCCUGCUACGAGUUGAUGGUGCCCCUGACCUGGCCGCUGGAGCGCAACCUCGAAGAGAUGACCGUCAACCACCACCGGCAUCUUCCCGUACUGCAGCUGGCUCAGGUUAGCUACAAGCGCGCCAUCAUCAACUUUGAUGCUGCACAGAUUCUGCACACGGCUGUUCGUGUGGCUCUGCCAUCCAUGGCGCUGCCGAAGAACGACCGAACUACACGAGACGAGGGUAUCAUCAAGCUAGUCCUAUUGUUCUUGCGCAACAUUGCCAUGAUUGCACCUCCGCCAGGUGUCAAGUACGACGGAGACGAGUCGCAGAUCUCCAGGUCGGCCUUGAUUGAUGCAUUCUCUUACCAGGACAUUCUGCUUACGAUCCUGACGUUGGCAUCUAACAUGGGCGACGAUUUCAACCACGAAGGUGUUAUCCUUAUGGAAAUAAUCUUCCAUCUGGUGAAGAGAGUCGACAUCAACAAGCUGUUCAUGGACGACAAGCAGUUGAGCAAGGCGAAGGCAAACGAGUUGACAACGCUGAUGAGUAAGGAGGCGGCAAUGCAUCGACCACACAACCGCAAAGCGCCGACUAGACAUAAUCGCUGGGGAACCAUGCUCUGGGUCCAGCGAGACGACGGCAAAAUGUCUACCGUUUCUGGGCAGGAUGCUCUAUUCGAUGCCGCUACGAGACAAGAGAAGAUGGACAGCAGCAAGACGUUCCGGCCGCCCAGGAGGCCAAGGAAAGAGGAGAUGGAGCCCAAGGACCUUGGACCGUCGGUCUCAUUGAAUGCAAGGGCACGAGAACAGCUCCGGAGCUUUGUGGAAGAAUUUCUAGAUUCUGGAUUCAAUCCACUUUUCCUAAAUGUGCGCAAGAAGCUGGACGACCGCAAAGACUAUGUUCUGGAAUACCACCAUCGUCAAUUUUUCUACCUCACGUCAUGGUUCCUAGAAGCUGAGCGGACACGACAAAAGGCAGCAAAAGGCAAGAGGACAAGCCAAGAUGAUGUUGGUAGCUUCAACUUGGUUGCCACCGUGCUGAACCAGGAAAUGUUCAUCACCUUGAACAGAGCCAUGCAAGAAUCUCUCGACAAUAGAAAUUGGCAGGAGCUGACUGCAGCCAUGAGGUGCUUUACACAAAUCCUGCUCACUGUGCAGGACAUGAGUGAGACUGGCAAUGAGGCAGAUGAGGAGAUUGCCGAGAACAUACUCAGUCGAAUCUUCUACGAGGAAGAAACUCAUGAACGAGUGGCAGCGGUUGUGAGAAAUUUCAAGGAUCAGGGUUUCGAGUACCUCGAUGCUUGUACGGAAUUAGCACACACAUACCUGCGCAUCCUGGAGUCGUACUCAAAGCAGAAUGUCGAUAUGCAGGUGCGGUCUCGCAAAAGGGUGAGGAAGAAGAAGGCUGCCAACAAGGAUGGCGGUGAUGAGAGCAACCCAGUAGAGGAAGACGAUGAUUCCGAGAAUGACGAGGCCAACGCCGAAAAGACGACCAAGGAACGAAAAUUCAACUUCAACAAGUGGGCUGACAAGUUUAUCCCACAACCGGUUGUCGACACUUUUGUCAAGUUUACAAGAUACUACCAAGACUUGAAUGAUGCCCAACUCAAGCGUGCACACCGAUACUUCUAUCGCAUAGCUUUCAAGCAGGACUGGGCCGUCAUGCUUUUCAGGGUGGACAUUAUUCACCUAUUUUACGGCAUGAUCAAAGGCCAAGAGCCUUUGGACAGAAGCUGCAGCAGCUACAAGGAGUGGGAAGAGCUUGUAAAGCAGAUUUUGAAGAAAUGCAUCCGCAAGAUUGACGAAAGGCCAGCCUUGAUUAUUGAGAUGUUAUUCUCCAAAAUCAAUGCUACAGCACACUAUCUGCAGUUUGGCUAUGAGAAGCAGACGAUACCGUCUUCAACACCAAAGCCCGCAGCCGAGUUGGAGUUUCGCCACGAAGUCGAGCAUGAACGGAAAGUGGCAAUUGCUGUGGGUGCAUUGCUGGACAAAGAGAUGGCACACCACAUCAAGUGGGUGAGAGACCAACUCAGCGCCGCGGAAACCGAAAGGAGGGCCUGGGGGACGGCGGAGAAGGCGUUGCAAUCUGUCGAACCACCUGCUGCAGAUAAUGCAGAGCAACCCGAAGGAGCUGCUGCCCAAAAGGAGGCAUCCGACAUCUUUGUUCGUCCUGAUGACGAUGCUCGCCGGGUGGCAAUGUUCAAAAAUCCACACCUUCGCCUUCUCAUGAAAUUGGUCGGGUUUGAGCGUCUUGCGCCAUCCGUGGACGAGACACCCGAGUCGGCUUGGAUUAUUCCCGCCGCUCUUACCGCAGAUCAACUCAAAGAGUCUUUGGACCUGGUCAGUAAAGCCGAGUUUGAUCCGCCGACAUUCGAAGAGGGUAAGCUGGCGGAAGAUCAACUUCGCAGAAAGACUGCACCGCGUGCCCCUCGAAAGAAGGCAGUAUUUGACGACGACGAAAGCGGCAUUGAUGAUGAUGAGAUCCUUUUCCCCGCUGGUGGUCCCACUGUGCGUCCGGCAGACCACAGCGAUGCAGAUAAGCCGAAAAAGACUCGACGCAGACGCGAGAAGAAGGAAAUCACGGAAGAAGAGAGGGAAGACAGGGCGCGGAAACGUCGCCAGAGGGAGAAGGAAAAGGCACGCCGCUUCAAGUCUGACGUCUAUGUUCACGCCAGCGACGACGAAACAGACGAGGAGCGCGACCGAGAGUUCUUUGCUAAGGAAGCAGAGUUGCGUAAGAAGCAAAAGUCCCUCGCAAAAAGCGCGGCAGUGACUGUGCUACCCCCGAGUCCGAGAUUGGGCGCGGCGAAACGCAAGAUUGCCGAGUUACUAGAGUCGGACGACAGCAGCAGCGACAGCGACAGCGGCGAUGAGGAUGAGCUAGGAGAUAGAACGAAAGGCCCAAAGUCGACACAAGACUCGACUACUAGUCGCCUCCGAGACACUACCUUGGUCGAUGAGGAUGAUGAGGAUGAGGACAGCCAAGACAAUGACGACGGCGAUGAUGAUGACGACACGCCUCCCUCGUCCAGCCCUCACGCUGGCUCCACAGGCAGCAGAAAUGCCAACAAGCGGCGGCGGCUCUCCAAAGAGCCCAGCUCCGCUCCCGACCAAGAGAUGGUGGACGCGGAUGAGGAUGAGGACGCACCAAAGCCGGCAGCCCGCCGAAGACCCCGGGCCAAGGCCGGCUUCAUUAUAGAUAGCAGUGACGAGGAGUAA
This is a messenger RNA of Pestalotiopsis fici W106-1, 3507 nucleotides long. RefSeq names its product Topoisomerase 1-associated factor 1. Gene Ontology annotation, molecular function: DNA binding. The transcript is spliced from 2 exons. NCBI's taxonomy places the organism in Eukaryota, Fungi, Ascomycota, Sordariomycetes, Amphisphaeriales, Sporocadaceae. The record is from RefSeq and is a predicted model, not a curated record. Gene Ontology annotation, cellular component: replication fork protection complex. Gene Ontology annotation, biological process: replication fork arrest; DNA repair; DNA replication checkpoint signaling. Bases 1 to 3507 code for a protein of 1168 amino acids.